Molecule: messenger RNA, 1277 nt
Organism: Plodia interpunctella (Indianmeal moth)
Lineage: Eukaryota; Metazoa; Arthropoda; Insecta; Lepidoptera; Pyralidae
Exons: 2
Coding region: 78-1139 (353 amino acids)
Source: RefSeq, a predicted model, not a curated record
UUAAUUUCGUUUCGCCAGCUCGCUCGCUCCUCAAAAUAUUGAUCGCAGUACCUAUACGCAAGUCGCACUAGGUCAAAAUGAAAAUGCACCUAAAAACCGGGGCAAAAAUGUCCCAACGCGAGAAAUUCGAGCUAAUUAACUCCGAAGUGCGAUCUUUUUACGAAUAUUGUAAAGAAGCUGGUAUGAGUGAUGAAGAGAUGGACAUAAUAUGCAGACCGCUGACGAAUGCUGUAAGGAAGGCUUCGAUAAAGAGAUUGACAAGGGGUGUGCUCUUGAUAAUAAUGAUUUUGGCGAUUGGUUUUACUGUAAGCCAGACGGAGACAUUUCAAUGGCAUGCAACGGCGCUCGCACGAAUUGUGUUGAUUAAAAUUCUGCCAGUUUGGGAUUGGACUCAGUUGUCUGGCGUGCAAGGAAAAUGCUUGAUGGAUAAUACCCAGCCUCAGAACUUGGAAAGUAAUGUUGUUUCGCCAGAUGACUGCAUCGCUUGUGAAGCUAUCAAAAGCGUCGCACGCAUCUCGGACGCUAGUUAUACCGAAGUCUUUAACCAUCACUUAUACCGCGGCGCCCCAGUCAUAGUCGUUGAUGCCUUCUACGACUGGUCCAUAGCACAGGGGACCCUCAACCUCACUAGCAUAAUCACCCAGGACGAAAGAGUCAGCAAUUCAGUGCCAUGCUUCAUCCUUACUAACAUUAAAAGGGGUCGCCAGCCCAUGGAUUUAGAAGAAAUCGUCUCUAAAAUCACAAACACGGACAUACCCAGUUGGUUCGUCCAUUUCCAAAACUGCGACUUAGUUGCAGUAAAAUCCUUUAGAGUCUUAGCACCAAGACCAUAUUUUCUUUCUUCUUACAUCAGUCCUGCUCAUUUCAACUGGUUGUUAUUGUCUAAAAACUAUGAUACGUUGAGAUAUAAGCGUUUAGAAUUGGAUGUAGGUUUGAUCAUAAUGUUUCAACUGAAAGGUUCAACGUCAGUGCAGUUAAAGCCGCGCUUCCCUUGUGAAGAUGAAUGCUCCUCUCUUAUUUUCGAGGUGGAUGAAGGCGAAACGCUUGUUUUGUGGAAUUCCAUUUGGGAAUUUGAAUAUUUGCCGGGAAAAGACGACAAUGUUGCCAUGAUCACGGAAACCUCUUGGGAUGAUUCAUAAUAUCUAUCGAUGUAUUUCUCCGAAUAUAGUUAGUUAGAAUGUUGUCGUGUAUUCGUGAUCAGUUCUAAUCAUAUUUUAUAGGGCCAGUUUUAUUAAUGGUCGCAUGUUAAAUGGUAACGAAAAAUAUUUCUUUCGUUA